UACUACGGUCUAUGCUUGUCGCCUUGUCGUCAUUGUCCAUCGUGAUGCAUGCUCCUGCAUGGCUUGUGAUGAUCCAACACUCAUCCAGAGUUCCAGACUCUCAAUACUGCAUCCCGUGUGGGUUGGCUUCGAUCGGGGAUGCUGACAUUACGGUUUACGGCUGAUGGUCUCCCUCCUCUCAGUCAAUCCCGUUCCGACAUGUCCACGAGCUGCUGGAUUCCAAAUUGCUCACCGUUUUUGCUCGGUGCCCUAUCUUCAGACAUUAGCGUCUUUAAUGAGGGGCUUUUGCCCUGACAACGGUGCCUCCUCCAACUCUCCGUUGUCCGCCCACCCUCCGAGAUGGUGGCUGGCUUGGGGUGCUGUGGCUUACUGGCCUACUGCUAGCCUACUGGCCUACUGGCCUAGCCUUCUUCUCCCCCUGCUUACGGCGUCCACUGCGUGGGCUAGAGAAAAAAAAUAACACGGACGGGAAGGCCCAUCUGUGACCCGCACAAAGUCGGAACUAAUGCUUUCCUAGUUAGCAAUCCCCCGUUGCCUGAAAU
Molecule: messenger RNA, 542 nt
Organism: Aspergillus fijiensis CBS 313.89
Lineage: Eukaryota; Fungi; Ascomycota; Eurotiomycetes; Eurotiales; Aspergillaceae
Exons: 2
Coding region: 164-460 (98 amino acids)
Source: RefSeq, a predicted model, not a curated record